Messenger RNA from Mus caroli (Ryukyu mouse), 2941 nucleotides. RefSeq names its product MPL proto-oncogene, thrombopoietin receptor (gene Mpl). Gene Ontology annotation, biological process: cytokine-mediated signaling pathway. The record is from RefSeq and is a predicted model, not a curated record. NCBI's taxonomy places the organism in Eukaryota, Metazoa, Chordata, Mammalia, Rodentia, Muridae. Gene Ontology annotation, cellular component: external side of plasma membrane; membrane. Gene Ontology annotation, molecular function: cytokine receptor activity; protein binding.
GAAGGGAGGAUGGGCUAAGGCAGGCACACAGUGCCGGAGAAGAUGCCCUCUUGGGCCCUCUUCAUGGUCACCUCCUGCCUCCUCUUGGCCCUUCCAAACCAGGCACAAGUCACCAGCCAAGAUGUCUUCUUGCUGGCCUUGGGCACAGAGCCCCUGAACUGCUUCUCCCAAACAUUUGAGGACCUCACCUGCUUCUGGGAUGAGGAAGAGGCAGCACCCAGUGGGACAUACCAGCUGCUGUAUGCCUACCGAGGAGAGAAGCCCCGUGCAUGCCCCCUGUAUUCCCAGAGUGUGCCCACCUUUGGAACCCGAUAUGUAUGCCAGUUUCCAGCCCAGGAUGAAGUGCGCCUCUUCUUUCCCCUGCACCUCUGGGUGAAGAAUGUGUCCCUCAACCAGACUUUGAUCCAGCGGGUGCUGUUUGUGGAUAGUGUGGGCCUGCCAGCUCCCCCCAGGGUCAUCAAGGCCAGGGGUGGGAGCCAACCAGGGGAACUUCAGAUCCACUGGGAGGCCCCUGCUCCUGAAAUCAGUGACUUCCUGAGGCAUGAACUCCGCUAUGGCCCCACGGAUUCCAGCAACGCCACUGCCCCCUCCGUCAUUCAGCUGCUCUCCACAGAAACCUGCUGCCCCACUUUGUGGAUGCCGAACCCAGUCCCUGUUCUUGACCAGCCUCCGUGUGUUCAUCCUACAACAUCCCAGCAUGGACCAGUGAGGACCUCCCCAGCUGCAGAAGCUCCAUCUCUGACAGUGAAGGGUGGAAGCUGUCUCGUCUCAGGCCUCCAGGCUGGCAAAUCCUACUGGCUCCAGCUACGCAGCCAACCCGAUGGGGUCUCCCUUCGUGGCUCCUGGGGACCAUGGUCCUUCCCUGUGACUGUGGAUCUUCCAGGAGAUGCAGUGACAAUUGGACUUCAGUGCUUUACCUUGGAUCUGAAGAUGGUCACCUGCCAGUGGCAGCAACAAGACCGCACUAGCGCCCAAGGCUUCUUCCGUCACAGAAGGACGAGGUGCUGCCCCACAGACAGGGACCCCACCUGGGAGAAAUGUGAAGAGGAGGAACUGCGUCCAGGAUCACAGCCCACUCUCGUCUCCCGCUGCCACUUCAAGUCACGAAAUGACAGUGUUAUUCACAUCCUUGUAGAGGUGACCACAGCGCAAGGUGCCGUUCACAGCUACCUGGGCUCCCCUUUUUGGAUCCACCAGGCUGUGCUCCUUCCCACCCCGAGCCUGCACUGGAGGGAGGUCUCAAGUGGAAGGCUGGAGUUGGAGUGGCAGCACCAGUCAUCUUGGGCAGCUCAAGAGACCUGCUACCAGCUCCGGUACACGGGAGAAGGCCGUGAGGAUUGGAAGGUGCUGGAGCCAUCUCUCGGAGCCCGGGGAGGGACCCUAGAGCUGCGUCCCCGAGCUCGCUACAGCUUGCAGCUGCGUGCCAGGCUCAACGGCCCCACCUACCAAGGUCCCUGGAGCGCCUGGUCUCCUCCAGCUAGGGUGUCCACGGGCUCCGAGACUGCUUGGAUCACCUUGGUGACUGCUUUGCUCCUGGUGCUGAGCCUCAGUGCCCUUCUGGGCCUACUGCUGCUAAAGUGGCAAUUUCCUGCGCACUACAGGAGACUGAGGCAUGCUUUGUGGCCCUCGCUUCCAGACCUACACCGGGUCCUAGGCCAGUACCUCAGAGACACUGCAGCCCUAAAUCCUUCUAAGGCCAUGGUUACCGAUAGCUGUGAAGAAGUGGAACCCAGCCUCCUGGAAAUCCUCCCUAAGUCCUCAGAAAGCACUCCUUUACCUCUGUGUCCCUCCCAGCCUCAGAUGGACUACAGAGGACUGCAACCUUGCCUGCGGACCAUGCCCCUGUCUGUGUGUCCACCCAUGACUGAGACGGGGUCCUGCUGCACCACACACAUUGCCAACCACUCCUACCUACCGCUAAGCUAUUGGCAGCAGCCCUGAAGGCAGUCCCCAUGCUACUGCAGACCUACAGCUUCCUGCACACUACCUUACCCAUCCUCAACACCAUCCAUUCUGUUGCCACCCCACUCCCCCUCAGGCUUUAUAACACUGAUCACUCCAGACGGCUGCUCACAAAUCCAGAGCUCUGUCUCUGCAGCUGCUUGGCUCCUCUGGCUCUUUAUUUUUAUUUUUUUCUAUAUUUUAGACAGUGUUUUAUUAUAUAACUCUGAUGGCCUAUAACUUGCUAUGUAGAAACGGCUGGCCUCGAACUCACAGAGAUCUGCCUGCUGUGACUAAAGGUGCCAUUCCCUGUAGCUCCAAACACUUGGGGGGCGGGGAAAGUCUCUGUUUCCCCAUCUCCUUCAGACUUUAAAGAGUUCUUCAGUGAGUCCCCUAGCUUGCUGUUAAGGGAACUGUGCAAGCCUUCUAAUUAUGAGACCCAGUGGGGUCUUGCUGUCAUCUAUUUAUUCGAUCUCUCUUGGCAUCCUCCUCCACCCUGGGUUCCACAGUAUCACCUUCCUUCCUGGUUCUGUUCCUGCCUCUCUGAGCAUACUAGCAGCAAAAGAGCCAACUCUGGAGCUAGAACCAGGUUCUGGUGCUGUCAUUCACACCUGCUAGCUGUGCAAACUUAGGCAAAUAGCCUUUGAGCCUUUCCCUCUCAUCUACGAAGUGUGGGUAAUAACAGAACCCCACAGAGCAGUGUGAACAAUUGAGAGCACACUGGCUGGGACAGUCAAUGCUUAAAAUGCCCCAGUUAAUGUCCUAAGUAUUUCUUCUCUUCCUAUUCUGGCCUUUGAUGCAUGAUGACCAUCAGAAAGUUCUUAUCUCCAGCCCAGACUUCUAUAGAUCCCACAGUGUUUUGUGUGGGUUUUAACAUUUGUUUCUUGCUCCUGGGUAGUGAGUUGAAAGGCAAGGGUUAGGAUCUGUCCUUACCCCCAGCACCUUCAAUACUAUUUCAUGUAUGAUAGGUGGCAGACCUCCAAUAAAUAUCGUCUGAAUG